CCAAACCACACCACACACUCGACACUUGAAAAAGUAGGGAGAGAUGCGUUGUUAUGGAUUGAUCUCUGGAAUUGGAAGCGAAGCUCGCUUCUCUUUCCCCGCAAACCACAGCCUUCCCACCACCCCUAUCCUACCUGAUUCUUGUUCUCGCCUCUCCUUCAGGCCUUUCGCCCCCAUCACCGUCUCCCCCGUCCGAGCUCGGUACGCCUCCCUCAAGACUAAGGCCACCAUCAACGAUGGAUUCCUCACUGAGCCUGAGGCUGCCGCUAUGAGCUUUUAUGAGCUUCUGGGCAUCCCUGAGUCCGGAACCUUGCUCGAAAUCAAGCAGGCGUACAAAAGCUUGGCCCGGAAGUACCAUCCGGACGUCUCGCCUCCGGGUCGGGUCAAGGAGUACACCAGGAGGUUUAUUUGGGUGCAGGAGGCCUACGAGACGCUCUCUGAUCCCCAGAGGAGAGCUUUGUAUGAUCGGGACUUGGCUAUGGGUCUCCACUUGGCUUUCUCCGCCCGUAAAACUUACCACCGAGAUGAGGGCAUGGUGGCACAAAAAGAGUGGAGGAAUCGGUGGGAGGGUCAGCUAUCAGAGCUGAAGAGAAGAAGCAUGAACAAAGAUGCUGCAGCAGCCGCUGGAGCAAACAUGUCAUGGGGAGCCCGAAUGCGCAUGCAGAGGAACCAAGCGGCAUCUGCUGAUCUAUAAAUAGCUUCCUUCUUGUUUGUAAAUACACAUCUCUCUUUCUCUCUCUCCCUCUCUCUCCAUAUAUUGUCACAGCUUUUAGGCUGGUGGGUCUAGAAAAAGGAUCAAAUGAUGUGUCCAGUGUCGGGUAAAAACUCUUGAGUUCAGGCAGAAUGGAUACUUUGUACAUAUGAUCUUCAGGUUUGAGAUUUGUGUUUCUUCCUCUCCUGCUUCAAAUUGUAGAUGGCUUUCCUUUGGUGUUCUUCCUUU
Vitis riparia (riverbank grape) is the source of this 940-nucleotide messenger RNA. Its product is annotated as chaperone protein dnaJ 20, chloroplastic-like. NCBI's taxonomy places the organism in Eukaryota, Viridiplantae, Streptophyta, Magnoliopsida, Vitales, Vitaceae. Gene Ontology annotation, cellular component: chloroplast. The coding region runs from base 44 to 694 and encodes 216 amino acids. The record is from RefSeq and is a predicted model, not a curated record. The transcript is spliced from 2 exons.